AUGGAGGCGCCCGCGCGGUCUCCGGGGAGGCGCGUGCUGGGGCCCCUGGCGGCGCGGCUGUCGAACCUGCUGGGCGGCCCGGAGGAGGCGCCCCAGAUCCCCGACAACGUCGCUGACGUCCGCACGGAGUCGCUGACGGUCGCCGAGGAUGCGGCGAUGCACGAGAGGUGGCAGUCCAUGCUCAAGGGCCGGAAGCCUUCCGAGUGCUCCGAUGCGGAGCUCAGGCGGCUGGUGGACGACGGGGCGCCGUUGAAGCACCGCCUGGACCUCUGGCCCCGAUGGUGGGGCCAGCCAGCCGGAGAGGUCGACAAGCUUUGUUCCGAGGCUCACGGCGAUCACGCCUCCCAAAUCGAGCUAGACUUGAAGAGAACUCUGUCGGGCGCGUGCUCGGACGACCAGCGGGGUUCGCUAAGAAGGGUGCUCUGCGCGUAUGCCGCGGUGAAUCCGGCGGUUGGCUACUGCCAGGGCAUGAGCUUCAUCGCCGCGGUGCCUCUUCUCCUGGCUUUCUCGGAGGCCGAUGCGCUCGCGGCGCUGCGCUACGUCGUCGAGCAGGUGUGCCCCGGCUACCACGGAGCCUCCCUGGAGGGGUAUUUCUGCGACCUCGGGGUGCUCGAUGCGCUGACUAGCCAACUGCUGCCAGAGGUACACGCGGAGCUGGUCGGCCUCGACAUACCCUUCGCCCAUCCGACAUGCUGGCCACGGACCACCUCCUGA
Molecule: messenger RNA, 714 nt
Organism: Prorocentrum cordatum
Lineage: Eukaryota; Dinophyceae; Prorocentrales; Prorocentraceae
Source: the annotation of a GenBank genome assembly